CAGCCGCAAGCAGCAGCCUCGGGAGCCGGAGCUGGAACGGCCGGGGGCGGCGGCGGCGGCGCUGAGGGAUCUAAAAUGUCCACUGAGGCACAAAGAGUUGAUGACAGUCCAAGUACUAGUGGAGGAAGUUCUGAUGGAGACCAACGUGAAAGUGUUCAGCAAGAACCAGAAAGAGAGCAAGUUCAGCCCAAGAAAAAGGAGGGAAAAAUAUCCAGCAAAACAGCUGCUAAAUUGUCAACUAGUGCUAAAAGAAUUCAGAAGGAACUUGCAGAAAUAACGUUGGACCCUCCUCCCAACUGUAGUGCUGGACCCAAAGGAGACAACAUUUAUGAAUGGAGGUCAACUAUAUUGGGACCCCCAGGAUCUGUCUAUGAAGGAGGGGUGUUCUUUCUUGACAUUACCUUUUCACCAGACUAUCCGUUUAAACCCCCUAAGAGAUACAUAAUGAACUAUUUGCGAAUAAAAUUCUUUGAUAUCUGGGAUUUGCUUAAGAGUAAUCCAGAAAGAUUGGAAGUGGGUAGAUAUGUGGAAGAUGAGUCUAUUCUAACAGAUUGCAACCCAGCUGACCCUCUGGUGGGGAGCAUUGCCACACAGUACAUGACCAACAGAGCGGAGCACGACCGGAUGGCCAGACAGUGGACCAAGCGGUAUGCCACAUAGGGGCCUGCUGCCUGCUGCCCCUGCCGGACCUGUGCAAGCACAUUCACCAAGUGCAUCAAUAGCCCUACCCGCCCCUCCAGACCUCGGUUCUUAUUUUCUUAUUUUUAUUAAAUUUUGAACCGUUUUGUGAUGGUA
Messenger RNA from Ceratotherium simum simum (southern white rhinoceros), 795 nucleotides. Lineage: Eukaryota; Metazoa; Chordata; Mammalia; Perissodactyla; Rhinocerotidae. The record is from RefSeq and is a predicted model, not a curated record.